AUGAUGAUCCAGGACGAAGACUACUUUAUCCCGCCCAAGAGUGGCCGGUACCGCUGGUACAAUGAACCCCGCCAAACCUCCAUCAGGUCGAUAAGGAUGACAGACGACAAUACUGCUUUGAAUGAUUCGAGUCCUUUGUUGCAACUGCCUCGAGAACUGCGCGACGAGAUAUGGGAGCUGGCUUUCAACUCGACGAGGCUGACGUUCGGACUGCGAUACACACCCCGCUAUGGCGAGAGGUAUCUCAAGCCUGCCCCACAUUCCCUCGCGCUAUUGCGCGUAUCCCGCCAGAUUCACAUCGAAACACGCGACAUAUGGCUUCAGCGUGUUACUUUCAAUUUUGAAGACCCUCAGACUAUGCUAAAUAGGCUGUCCGAAUUACCGGAUUCUACUGUAUCCAAGAUCCGCCACCUUCGGUUGAUCGGCUCCCCAAUGAUGCGCUAUCUCAAAGGUUUCGACGACCUCAUGUACCGUCAUGAAUCCAUCUUCCAGUUGCUUCCUGCACUCAGGUUGGACUGCUUGACAGUAUUUGCGGUAGCUGCUGCUGCGCCGGAGUAUGACGCUAUUACGAACCUGAUAAACCGCGGCAACGGAUGGAAAGAGCUUCGCUAUGUUACUCGGAGUUCACGCAUGCUCGGCUUUAGCCCUUCCAGAAGCCACGGAUCUCGCGAAACGGGGGACAUCUGCCGUCAGCCUCAGCCCAGGUUUUGGAACAAGAGAUUAUCAAACAGAGAUGGAGAAGAUUCCGGAUCCGUUGUGCAAGUGUUCAGAGCGACUGAGGAAAAUGACUGCACAUCCGUCCUUGAUACGAACAGGCGGGAGCCUUUUGAACAGAACCCACAAGAGCAUCAGCUUGAAGGAUUUGGCAGGGUUGACGACGAAGAGCUGACCAGGGGGGCUGGCGCCCGAAAAGCAUUACUCGUCUUAGUGAAGCGCGGCGACAAUAUAGACGUUACUCAGAAAUCGCCUGGAUACGGAAAAGAGCGUGACAUGAAAGCGAGGUUUAACAAGAGAAGCUGGAGGCUACGCAAAAAAGUUAUCGUUUGGACACCGUUAGAUGCGGAGAAAGACGACGAUGAUGUUGGUAACGGCUGGGCGAGACCUCAGAUACGGCGCCCCCCGUACGGCUUCGACGAUUACUACGACAUUGAUGACAUAUGA
Molecule: messenger RNA, 1161 nt
Organism: Alternaria arborescens
Lineage: Eukaryota; Fungi; Ascomycota; Dothideomycetes; Pleosporales; Pleosporaceae
Exons: 1
Coding region: 1-1161 (386 amino acids)
Source: RefSeq, a predicted model, not a curated record